AUGCUCGGGGUGUUGGGCGUGGUCGCGUUACUCUCCGUCACGCUGGCCAUAACCAUCGGACCGGUCUACAUUUCACCAAUCACCGUGUGGAAGAUUGUCGCGUCUCACAUCUUGGGUACGGCACCGGGAGACUGGACGACCGGACAGGACCACAUCGUGUGGCUUAUUCGGCUUCCCAGAGUCCUGCUAGCCGGUAUCGUGGGCGCGGGGCUGGCCGUCGUAGGCGUAACCAUGCAGGCUACCGUGCGCAACCCACUGGCCGAUCCCUACCUGCUGGGAACAUCCUCUGGCGCAUCGGUGGGCGCUGUCAUUGUCAUUAUGUUGGGAAUCAAUUUCCUUGCGCCCUACUCGCUCUCCUUACUGGCUUUCGUAGGGGCGGUGGGCUCCUUCGUCAUCGUGUUCGCAAUCGCCCAGACCGGAGGCCGCGUCUCGCCCACACGACUUAUACUGGCCGGGGUGGCAACGGCCUAUGUUCUUACGGCCAUAACCAGCCUGAUCCUGUUCAUUGGCGACGAACGCGCGAUAAGGUCGGUGCUGUUCUGGAUGCUCGGCACCCUGUCGGGUGCUGAAUGGAGUUUUCUCGGCCUGCCUGCGGCCGCCCUGGUGGUGGGCAUCUCCAUAUUGAUCUUGAAAUACCGAGCGAUGAACGCGUUGUUGGCGGGAGAAGAGACGGCCAUCACACUGGGCGUGGACACACAGGCCCUUCGCCGUCAACUGUUGCUGUUGACCGCACUUAUCACUGGCGUGAUGGUGGCAGUCUCCGGGGCCAUUGGGUUCGUCGGUCUGAUGAUGCCUCACAUAGUCCGACUGGUGGUCGGUGCUGAUCAUCGAAUUGUCCUCCCGGCGAGCGCUCUGACGGGGGCGAUCUUCCUCAUAUGGGUCGACGUGGCAGCGCGCACUGUGGUUCAGCCCCAGGAGAUUCCCGCAGGCCUACGGAGGGCAGAUCUGAUGCAGAUGAAGGUGGACCGAGUCAACUGGAGCGUAGACGGGAAGCAGAUUCUGCGCGACGUUUCGCUGACCGUGGAGCCCGGGUCCUUCACAGGGCUCAUCGGGCCCAAUGGCAGUGGCAAGUCAACGCUCUUACGCUGCAUAUAUCGGGCCCUGCGCCCUGACUCCGGCAGCAUUACCCUCGAUGGCAAAGACAUUCGCCGGAUGGACAUCCGGGAGACGGCACGCAGGAUAGCCGUGGUUCUCCAGGAAUACCCGUCGGACUUUCAGUUCACCGUCGGAGAGAUCGUCUCUAUGGGACGAAAUCCGCACAAGGGUAUGUUUGACCGCGACACGCCCGCAGACAGGGGCAUCAUCAGGGAGGCGCUGGCCCGCGUUGGACUUGCCGGAUUCGCCCAUCGAAACUUCAACACACUGUCCGGCGGCGAAAAGCAGAGAGUUGUGAUCGCACGGACCCUGGCUCAGCAGGCCAAAUUCAUGGUGCUGGAUGAACCCACCAACCACCUUGAUAUUCGAUACCAGCUGGAAACCAUGGAACUUGUCAAGGGACUGGGGCUAACCACACUGGCCGCGCUCCACGACCUGAACAUUGCUGCCGCGUAUUGUGACUUCAUCAACGUGAUAGACAAGGGGCAGAUCGUCGCGUCAGGAAGGCCCGACGAGGUGCUGAUUCCAAGCCUGAUCGAGAAGGUCUUUGGGGUGGGAGCAAAGGUUGGCACAGACCCGCUGACCGGGCGGCCUUCUCUCAAUUUCUACCUGAACGGCCAUGCGCCAAUCGAAUCAACUGUGAACGUCCUGCCUUGA
This is a messenger RNA of Geodia barretti, 1752 nucleotides long. The record is from the annotation of a GenBank genome assembly. NCBI's taxonomy places the organism in Eukaryota, Metazoa, Porifera, Demospongiae, Tetractinellida, Geodiidae.